AUGAACCUGAACGCUUUGUUCCAGCACAUCCAGUUCACUGAGAAGCAGGCAAGGGAGAAGAGGAGCUUCAUCCAGCAAGCUAAAUGUGACAUAAAUAGAAGUUAUGAAAAAAUUAACCAAAUAAAAGAAGAGCUGAGCGCUGCAAAAAUUAACCUAGAAACCAAGGUUCAGCAUCUGUCUGUAAAGCAGUUCAAUGUAGAAAUUCUGAAGAAACAUGAAGACAGCUUAGAAAAACAAAAAGCUGAACUUAUUAAUCAAAGAACCAGUCUUCUUAAAAUCAUGGCAGAUGCAAAGAGAAAAAUUGCUGAAGAGGAAGAUAAUUUUACUAGAGAAAUAACAGAGUUUAACAAUGAAUAUGGACUAACAAGUAAUAGGGAUCUUCUCAUUAAAAAGAAAGUCAAGACUGAAAUAAAUGAUUUAGAGAAUGAGGCAGCUCUGUUGAAAAAUGAAAUGGAGUCAAUGGAACAUAAAAAUGUUCAGUUAAAUGCACUCCAGCUGCAGAAGAAUGAAUUAAAGCAGGAUUUAUUUACUCUCCAAAGUGAGCUCAAAGACCUUGAGAAAGUAAUCAGGGAAGCAGAAAGAAUGACAAAAGAUUUAGAAGCAGAAAAAGUCCAAGUCACUGAAAAACCUCAGACUGAUCCUGAAUGUUUAAGACUUAAGAAAGAGUUGGAAAAAUGCAAAGAUGAUAAUUGGGAAAGCGUCUGUGAGACUCUUCAAACAGAAAUUGAAAUUCUGCAAAUGAAUUUAUCACAAAAGAAGUCUUCAGAGAAAUGA
Serinus canaria (Common canary) is the source of this 774-nucleotide messenger RNA. RefSeq names its product coiled-coil domain containing 172 (gene CCDC172). The record is from RefSeq and is a predicted model, not a curated record. Lineage: Eukaryota; Metazoa; Chordata; Aves; Passeriformes; Fringillidae. Bases 1 to 774 code for a protein of 257 amino acids. Gene Ontology annotation, cellular component: cytoplasm. The transcript is spliced from 8 exons.